Fusarium falciforme is the source of this 2046-nucleotide messenger RNA. RefSeq lists its product as hypothetical. Bases 1 to 2046 code for a protein of 681 amino acids. The record is from RefSeq and is a predicted model, not a curated record. Gene Ontology annotation, molecular function: oxidoreductase activity; copper ion binding. The transcript has a single exon. NCBI's taxonomy places the organism in Eukaryota, Fungi, Ascomycota, Sordariomycetes, Hypocreales, Nectriaceae.
AUGGCUGGAGAGUUGGAUGCAGAGAGGGUGCCGUGGGUGAGGCAAGAUGGCUGUGACGCUGACAACACCUGGUUUCUGCAAGACAACCAGGAGAAGCCCGACGACCUGAUCUACAAACAAGAGACUCAGGCAGCUUGGCUUCAGAGACUUUUACUUUCCGUUCUCUGCAUCUUCUCCCUUUUCACUCUAGCAGUCUUCACCCUCAGCCAAUUCAUCACAUCCUCGCCAGCCCAUAAUGACGACUACUCAGAGACUACAGUGUCACCAUCAUCAUCGCCAUCAGUCAUUCAACACCAUGAAGAUACCCUUUCUGCACCUCGACUUAGGGAUCCCGAUGAGUACAUCCUCUCACCCUCAUGGGAUUUUGACGCUCAUCCGAUAAUCCGAGAAUAUUUCUGGACUAUCACAACAGCUACCCUCAACCCAGAUGGUGUCUACCGCCCAAUGUUUCUCAUCAACAACCAAUUCCCUGGUCCUCUGGUUGAAUGCAAUGAGGGAGAUAUAAUUGUUGUACACAUUAUGAAUCAAGCACCCAAUGCAACUGCCAUACACUUCCACGGUAUAUUUCAGAACGGCACCAACAAUAUGGAUGGAACUGUGGGCAUUACGCAAUGCCCGAUUGCGCCCAAUUCAAACUUUACCUAUCGGUUCAACGUCAAAGGUCAACAUGGCACAUAUUGGUACCAUGCUCAUCACAGUGCCCAGGCUUCUGAUGGUCUACUAGGGCCGAUGGUUGUUCACUCAAAACAAGAGCGGGAACUGCAGAAGCUUGACUAUGCAACCGACAGAGUUAUCAUGGUGCAGGAUCACUAUCACAACUUGACUUCAGAGCUUCUGAUGGAUUACCUUGCUCCUGAUCAGGAAAACGACGAGCCCGUACCCGACAACGCGUUGAUCAACGGACGUGGUGUCCGUGAUUGCUCGGACUUUUUGGGUUGGCCGUGCGAUACCACGAACGUAUCAACGCCAAAGAUCGAUCUCGAAGCUGGAAAGCGUCACAGGCUGCGCAUCAUCAAUGUUGGAGCGUUUGCCGAGUUUCAGAUCCAGUUUGAUGAGCAUCCGUUCUACAUCACCGAGGUCGAUGGAACGGAUGUUCAUCCAGAGACUUUCCAUCGCGUCAACAUCCUCCCAGCACAAAGAUACAGCGUGGUGCUGGAAACCAACGUUACUUCAUCCAGCCCAGUGUUUUGGAUGAGAGCGCGAAUGGUGACACACUGUUUCAAGAGAGAGAAUAUGCAUCUUCAACCUGAACUAAGGGCUAUAAUACGUUACACAUCACCAGACUCGGCACCUCCAGCGGAACAACCUACAAGCAAAGAAUGGUCCGAAGCCAUCGAGGUCAUAUGCCGGGAUCUAAACACCACUGCCCUUCGUCCUGCCGAGUCAAUAUCUCCACCCCAAGCAGAUGACUUUAUAGUGUUGCGAGCAAACUUUGAAAUCGGCGACUGGCGACUAGCUCGAGGUUUCUUCAAUGACUCGACAUGGCAUGGCAAUGCUACGCAUCCAUCGCUGCACCGAUAUCUGGAUGCGGGUGUCAAGGGGUCUGUUGAAAGAGGUGCUGUUAGUGUGAACGAACAAGUUUUUGAUCGCAAGAAGGAACUGGUCCUUGAAACGACAGAAGUUCGCACCAUUGACAUCUCCAUCAACAACUUUGAUGACGGUGCCCAUCCUUUCCAUCUCCACGGCCACAAGUUCUUUGUCCUCUUGCAAGGGAAUAGCGGGUAUCCUCCAAACUCUACUGAGCUGCCAAAAUACCUCAAAGAACACAACCUGCUCGAGAAUCCACUGCGUCGAGAUACCAUCACGGUCGAAGGCUACGCAUGGGCCAUCAUCAGGGUAGUCCUGGAUAAUCCAGGGAUGUGGGCGUUUCAUUGUCACAACACAUGGCAUGCUGAGUCAGGCAUGGUGAUGCAAUUCCUUGUGAAAUCGGAUGUGAUGGGUGAAUGGGAAGUCGACCCUGAACAUCGAGAGAUGUGUGCGAGAAAGGGCGUCGCAACAGGGACGAGGCCAGAUGAUAGCAUUUGGUUUGGACAGUUUAGGGAGUAG